CGAUCAUUCAACUCAUCACAAUCAUCAAUCAUGGCGCCCGAAAAGAAUGGAAGAGUUGUCUUCAUCGGCAACAUCCCUUACGGUGUUAGCGAGGAACAGAUCAUCGACACAUUUGGAAGAGUCGGCUCGGUGAACAACUUCAGACUAGUACACGACAAGGAGACUGGUAGACCAAAGGGCUUCGGUUUCUUGGAGUUCGCAGACCCAGAUGCCGCAGCUUCGGCGGUGCGCAACCUGAACGACCACGAAAUCAUGGGCCGCAAGUUGCGCGUCGACUGGUCCAACGACAACAGCGGCGGUGGCGGUGGGAACAACAACUCAAACGACAACAGCAACAACAACAACAGUAUGCAAUCGCAUGCCAACGACAGCGCAAACCAACAACCUCCCAUGCUCCCUCCUCUUCCUCCGGGCACCGACUUGCCCGCUGGCUUGACAUGCCCCGACGCCAUCUCAAAGACACUGAGCGCGAUCCCUGCCCCUCAACUGCUCGACAUCAUCUCCCAAAUGAAGGGUCUCGUCAUGUCGGACCCAAACCAAGCAACUGAGCUCUUGCGCCAAGCUCCCCAACUCGCAUAUGCCAUCUUCCAGGCACUUCUCCUCUUGGGCCUUGUCGACACAAGCAUGCUCAGCAGCAUCGUUCAGGCCUCUGCUCCUCAGAACCCACAGUUCCCUGCCGGAGCACCUGUUCCUCCUCCACCAAUGCCCCAGCCUCCUCAAGCCGCCUAUGCACCCACUCCUCAACCCGGCUAUCCUGGAUACCCUCCCCAACACUACCAGCAGCCUACACCACCCGUGCAACAGCCUGCUUUUGCGCCACCUCCUCCGCCCCAGCAGGCCGCUGCAGCCAGUCAGCAGGACCUCAUCGCCCAAGUCCUUUCUAUGACCAUCGAUCAGAUCAACCAACUCGACCCUGUAUCACGCCAGCAGAUUAUCGCCCUGCGUGCUCAGCUCGGUGCGCCGGUCGCUUGAACAGCUCGAUUGGCUCCGACUUCCGAACAAUAUUCCGCUGGUCAUGAAAUUAACCAUUGACGAAUGUCGUUGAAUCAUUCUCUCUAAGAUACCCAGCUACAGUGCAACUGCUAGCCCAUGACACCACUUCCAGAGUGUUAUUUGGUUCGCUCGACAAAAGAGCGUGCGCGCUUUGUGCGACUGACAUGCGUUGCAAUUGGCUCAGUCGCGGCAACCACAUAGAAUUUGGCCACGAGAUCGUAGAGCCAUCUGAAAAGGCCGCGAGGAACAUGAAAACAUGCUCGCCGCACUAGUGGUGAUUUGCCCACAUUUGAUAGAUACCAUCAAGAACAAGACCAAGAACCAAGAGAGCUAAUUAGCUUCAUAUACAAAGACGUAUUCCUCCAAUUUGCGACACUGAACGAAAC
Molecule: messenger RNA, 1379 nt
Organism: Aureobasidium pullulans EXF-150
Lineage: Eukaryota; Fungi; Ascomycota; Dothideomycetes; Dothideales; Saccotheciaceae
Exons: 2
Coding region: 31-972 (313 amino acids)
Biological process (GO): mRNA 3'-end processing
Cellular component (GO): mRNA cleavage and polyadenylation specificity factor complex
Molecular function (GO): mRNA binding
Source: RefSeq, a predicted model, not a curated record